Molecule: messenger RNA, 576 nt
Organism: Saccoglossus kowalevskii
Lineage: Eukaryota; Metazoa; Hemichordata; Enteropneusta; Harrimaniidae
Source: RefSeq, a predicted model, not a curated record
AUGGCAAAAUUAUGUACUGAACACCUGGAAAACAAUUGUGAUGCUGUGGGUAGCGAGUUCAUGAACAACCCCGUCAAUUGGAACAAAGGCACUGGCUGGCAAUAUUGCGGAUUUAUGAACACCAAGUUAGAUUGUCUUAAGAAGAUUUACUGCGAAGGCGCGUCCGGUGGCGAGGGUAUUGUAGCAAAUAUAAAUCAGCUGGCUCGUGCACUUUCGUAUUACAAUGAAUGGGGGAUAUGCAGCAAUGACGUUGAUGAGACUCUAGGCCCGUGUCAUUUGGCGACCAUUCGGGAAAAAUGCGUCCAUGACACAGUCCUUCGCGUACGCUCAAAAUACUCGGUACUGUGCGUCGAGAAUGUGAGACUGUUGGAUUGCAUCUACGAGGCUCAGUUGAACCCCAUUUGCUCUUUUCAUGACAUAUUCGACCCCAGCAAUCUAGUUCCGUAUCAAAAACUGGCAGCCGGCACGUGUCGCUACGAACCCAUUUCACAGGAAUUGCAGAAUGCAGGUGAUAAGUGGCGUAAGGAGAAUCCAGAUGGAUACUGUAAUUGCAGAAGUGAGAAAGUGAAUUCCUGA